GUGUGUGAUUCAAGGCGGCUGCAUGUUGAACCAGGUGGUGAAUAUUUAAGACUGGAAGAAGUAAAGGGAUUUUUUUCUUUUUCCCAUGAAAGGAAAAUAUCUGAAGGACUAAUCUGAUCAGCCAAACAGCUAACUGUUUACAAUCAGGAACAGAUGCAGGGGACUGUGAACUGAGCGGUGCAAGUGCUGAAGAAGGAGGUUUGUUUUGAGGAAACAGGAAAGAGGAACAAAAGAGAAGGGAAAAAUACAUAAUUUUAAGGAAGAAGGAGAGGAAAAAAAACGGGGACUAUGGGGAGAAAAAAGAUUCAGAUUACAAGGAUUAUGGAUGAACGUAACAGACAGGUGACUUUUACAAAGAGGAAAUUUGGGUUAAUGAAGAAGGCUUAUGAGCUUAGUGUUCUGUGUGACUGUGAGAUUGCUCUAAUCAUCUUCAACAGCACCAACAAACUGUUCCAGUAUGCCAGCACUGAUAUGGACAAAGUGUUGCUGAAAUAUACGGAGUAUAAUGAGCCACAUGAGAGCCGAACAAAUUCAGAUAUUGUUGAGACAUUGAGAAAGAAAGGACUUAAUGGCUGUGACAGUCCAGACCCUGAUGCAGACGAUUCAGCAUUGCACAAGAAAGAAAACAAAGCUUGUGAAAGCCCUGAUCCUGACUCCUCUUAUGCUCUCACCCCACGCACUGAAGAAAAAUACAAAAAAAUUAAUGAAGAAUUUGAUAAUAUGAUCAAGAGCCAUAAAAUACCUGCUGUUCCACCACCAAACUUUGAGAUGCCAGUUUCUAUCCCAGUGUCCAGCCACAACAGUUUGGUAUACAGUAACCCAGUCAGCUCACUGGGAAACCCCAACCUUUUACCACUGGCUCAUCCUUCUUUGCAAAGGAAUAGCAUGUCCCCUGGUGUGACACAUCGGCCUCCAAGUGCAGGUAACACAGGUGGCCUGAUGGGUGGGGACCUCACAACCGGUGCAGGCACCAGUGCAGGAAAUGGAUAUGGAAACCCGCGCAACUCACCAGGUUUGCUGGUCUCACCUGGCAACUUAAACAAGAAUAUGCAAGCAAAAUCUCCACCUCCAAUGAAUUUGGGAAUGAACAACCGUAAACCAGACCUCCGUGUGCUUAUUCCACCUGGCAGCAAGAGUACCAUGCCAUCAGUGAAUCAAAGGAUAAAUAACUCCCAGUCUGCUCAGUCAUUGGCUACUCCAGUGGUUUCCGUAGCAACUCCUACUCUACCAGGGCAAGGGAUGGGAGGAUACCCAUCAGCCAUCUCAACAACAUAUGGUACUGAAUAUUCUCUGAGUAGUGCAGAUAUAUCAUCUCUCUCUGGUUUUAAUACAGCCAGUGCUCUUCAUCUUGGUUCUGUGACUGGCUGGCAGCAGCAACACCUGCAUAACAUGCCGCCAUCUGCCCUCAGUCAAUUGGGAGCUUGCACUAGCACUCAUUUAUCUCAGAGUACAAAUCUCUCCCUGCCUUCUACUCAAAGCCUCAACAUCAAGUCAGAACCUGUUUCUCCUCCUAGAGACCGUACCACCACACCAUCGAGAUACCAACAGCACAUGCGCCAUGAGGCGGGGAGAUCUCCUGUUGACAGUCUGAGCAGCUGUAGCAGUUCCUACGAUGGAAGUGACCGAGAAGAUCACCGGAACGAAUUCCACUCCCCCACUGGACUCACCAGACCUUCGCCGGACGAAAGGGAAAGCCCCUCUGUCAAGCGCAUGCGGCUCUCUGAAGGAUGGGCAACAUGAUAACAUUAUUACCUAUUAGUUGGGAUUUUUUUCUUGCAGUGUGUGUGUG
Molecule: messenger RNA, 1789 nt
Organism: Vidua macroura (Pin-tailed whydah)
Lineage: Eukaryota; Metazoa; Chordata; Aves; Passeriformes; Viduidae
Gene: MEF2C
Product: myocyte enhancer factor 2C
Exons: 11
Coding region: 289-1740 (483 amino acids)
Biological process (GO): positive regulation of transcription by RNA polymerase II; cell differentiation
Molecular function (GO): protein dimerization activity; RNA polymerase II cis-regulatory region sequence-specific DNA binding; DNA-binding transcription factor activity, RNA polymerase II-specific
Source: RefSeq, a predicted model, not a curated record